This is a messenger RNA of Cephus cinctus (wheat stem sawfly), 3928 nucleotides long. RefSeq lists its product as uncharacterized. The coding region runs from base 1559 to 3244 and encodes 561 amino acids. Gene Ontology annotation, molecular function: protein binding. Lineage: Eukaryota; Metazoa; Arthropoda; Insecta; Hymenoptera; Cephidae. Gene Ontology annotation, cellular component: membrane. The record is from RefSeq and is a predicted model, not a curated record. The transcript has 11 exons.
UAGAGAAACUCUACAAGUAAAAUAGGAUUUUCCGUGCGGCAUGUUUGCCAGUGAAUGCACGAGACAUAAUUUAUGAUUCGUUUCGUGAAUCCAGACGGAAUUGUCAAAGAGUCAGUUUACACGUGUAGUACUUGUAUACAGAUUUGAAUGGACCACUGAACCACUAGAGAUUGAACUGCGUAAUUUAUAGUACGUUGGUUAGAUAUGUUUUGUCGGCAAAUAUAUAGAGUAAUGGAGACUGCCACUUCAAAACAAUAAAAAUCUUCGUCACAAGCUAAUGGCAAAUACGACUAAGCACAUGAGAACCCCAGGGAUUAAAUUGCCCUUACAAUCAUCCCAUUACGAUGCGACUGGGCUUAUGGCGGAGAGACUGGAACCGGCGGAACUACAUCCUUCAAUACAGUUACUACUCGAGUCAUUGUUAGAAUCAUUAUAUUUUAGCAUCUAAUAAACACAGGGUAUAUUGAUCUUUCGAAAUCAAUGAUAAUAUUAAUAGAUGGAUUGGAUCAUUCUCAAAAUUAUUUAUGUAUACUUUACGUAUAUUUUACAUUAUUUAACUAUUCGAUCCGUGGUACAGUGUAUUGACUGUACCUACGAAAUGUCACUUGACACUUCUGCUCUUGACGAUGUCAAGAGUUUCAAGCGCUUCACGAGUGUAGGAGUUUUACAGGGAUCUUAUCAGACUCGUCGCAUCCGGGCAUUAGAUAAGAAAGAGAAAAAAAGUCAAAAAGUCAUGAGCCCGGCUAUCAGGAAUAUUUCAAUGAAUAAUGCGCUAUUGGAAAAUGAAAUUUUGCAACGUUCUCAUCACGCUAAAAGCUUCCGGUGCUUAUCCUCGAGUAAUCUACCUAAUUGGCUACCUUCGUACUGUUGGAUGUUUUGCAAAAUUGAUUUUCUCGAAAUGGCAAGCUGGCAAUUCGUAAGGGAUGCCGUUUUACGUAGUGUGUUAUUUCUCGAAUGAGUGCAUUGCAUGCAUCUAUGUAUAUGUAUGCUACAUGUACAAGGGAGUGGAGAGUGCAAGAUUCAUCGUUUAAGUAACAAUGCUGGGGCUGGACCAUGUGAUGCUUCUACGACUGGAGGCUCAGUGUUUCAUGAGUGGCCAACGAGGGUCGGAGUUCAUUGUACUACAAGUGCAUUCCGAGUAGCAACGCCGCCAAUUGUGACGGUGGCAUUGAAUGUGAAGCAGUCUGUAAUAUAACAGCCAGAGGACACAUAACAGUCGAGUCUGAAAUAAAAGUCUGUUCCUACUAAAACCUGUGCAGCCCUUGGUCACGUGCGGAUCUCCCGAGUUUUUCCUUGAACGUGAUAGAAAAAAGUGUAAAGUGAUAUGGAACGUGUGGAGUAUGGAGAUUUUGGAAAUACUUGAGGCGAGGAUUGGGAUUGAAAUUUUGAUAAGCAUUGCGGAACGCUACUCGAGAUAAUGGCGGCAUUGCCUGCUGGUAGAAAUCAUUUGCUCGUACCAAGUACAUCUUAAAACCAGAACCCUAGCGUCUGGCCUCUUUUGGUGGCCACUGUAAAAGAACGGAGUUCGCACACACGGUUUUUCCGAUCACGUGUCAACAUGCACUUAUGGAUUCCACAGUUGUUGAUCCUAGCUGUUUUACCGUCGCUCCUAGCGCUCACUGGCGACCACGUGUGUCCUCGGGUGGAAAAUUAUACGGUAACAGUACGUGAGAUUUACGUCGAACCGGUUAUAGUGAAAACGUUUACCUGGUGUUUUGAGAUACCACCCAGGUGUCCAAAAUCACGUACGGAGAUGAGAGAGCGAUUUCGCAUUAAGUAUGACUUCAAGCUGAGAAACGUGAGUGAAUGUUGUGAAGGAUACACAGUUCAAGAAAUUCAUGGCGAUUCCGGUGUGGAGGCAAAGUGUGUUCCACAUUGUGAGGACUGCUUAAUGGGUGUUUGCAUUUCGCCAAAUACUUGCCAAUGCGAAUCGGGUUAUCAGGGUGAUAACUGUGCUUAUGAAUGUCCGCCAGGUUCCUGGGGUAAACAAUGCAUGCAGCAAUGCAGCUGCGGCCCUGACGCUGCAUCCUGUCAUCCUGUAGAUGGGAGCUGUCAAUGUCCACCAGGAUGGCAGGGACCACUAUGCAACAAACGGUGUCCAAGUGGUAAAUGGGGUGUAAAUUGCCAGUCGACGUGUUUCUGCAAAAAUGCACAGAUCAGCUGUCACCACGAGACUGGAAAAUGUUUCAAUUUUACUGUGUCCGUCCCUGAGGUACCUCUCGUGCAAAAUUGGACAAAGGGAGAACUCUUUCGUGCUUCGCAUGUAUCCAGUGUUACAGUGGAACCACAAGAAAGUAAUGUUUAUGAGACUGAUAGGGAAAGUACACUGACGGAUUAUCAGGCCGUUAGCGAAACUUAUAGAUUCGUUAAUCUCACGAGAUACACUCGUACGACGGAACACGUGGAAGAAAAUACGGACGUCAUCGGUACAUCUACCGAACCGAUUGGAUCGAUGAUGGAAUCCAAAGUCCUACAGAUUUCGACACCUGCCUAUACCGAGGAAGGCUACCAAAGUGGUGAUGAUUAUUCGAUGACAGAAGAAACUACGAAAGUUUCCAGCACGGAGUAUAUUUCCGGUUACGAGAGAGUCGUUGCUAAAGAUUUGGAGGUAAACGGUACCGAGAUGAAAUCUUCAAUGGCUAUGGAAGAUACGAAUGACGUUGAUCGUAACGACGCUACGAUGUCGCCAAAACCUGAUUUCGUGAAAACCAUUCAAAAAGUUGUUUUUUUCUCUUCAGAAGAAGCACAAACUAUACCUGUGGACAUAACGGUGCUGAUUAUCGUUGGAUCAAUCAUAUCGCUGGGUCUCACGUCGAUAGCUGUACUUAUGGUAUAUCAUAUGCGGUCGAGAUUAUUCGAGACUGUGCGACUGUCGAUCUACAAUAACGAGAAAAAUGAGAAUUCACAGGAGAAGGGAAAUACCGUGAAAAUUCCGAAGAUCGCUGCCAGCACUCUUCCACAACCACCAACCUUUGUCAAUCCUAUAUUCACGUCCAGUCCUGAGGGUACGCUUAUCACUUUGGAUGGUGCUGAAUUGAAUAAAACUUAUGCCAAUAGAACAGCAACUAUCAGCAUCCGACUCUCGGGUAACCUCCGAGGUGAGGAUAAUCCUCUGUAUCUUCUCGAAAGUCAUUACGAUCGUCCACCAGCUGCAACUUGUUGUCACGCGGUGGAUAUGAAUGGGGAACAUGUCUACGAUGAGAUACCACUCACUACGCCACUGUGCAUUCGCAAAGAAAUAUAACGUGAAUUUCACGUGGAAGGAUACAAAGAGAAAGUAUAAUUGUGAUUUAAACAAUUUAAAAAAAGAAACUACCAGCGAAUUUCGUUUAUACCAACUUCAAAGAUAUUUACCAAAGUGCACUAACUUUAAUUAUCAUAUCCAAGACUUUGUUUUUUAAAGUUUACAUGUUUGGACUUAAUUAUACUUAAGAAUAGCAUUGAUCAUAGUAUAUAUAGCAAUACCUAUAAGUAUUAUUUAUACGAAAUUAAUAAUAUCGUUAUGCCCAGAUACCAGGCAUUAGGUGAUUAUACAAUUGAAAUUUUCAAUAUGAUAUUUAUGUAUAGCGAAUCAUUCAACUGUCUUACUAGUUAAUUGCAAAGUCCAUUGAGUAUUAUUCAUAGUACGUCUACAUUUUUAUGAAUAAUCGAAAGCAGGACAUUGCUGAUGUCAAUAGGUGACGGAUAAAGAGAUGAAGACAAAGUCUUAUCAGGAAUGUUUCAUACUUCCUCGACGUUCUUCAUUGUUUAUCGAGAGUCUACAGAAAUACUUAUUAUCGCAAUCAUUUCGUAUAAAGUUGAAUACUUAGAUCGCACUAAUUAAGUCAUUAUCACAAUUCUACGUAAACCAUGCAAUUACCAGGCUUAAUGUUAAAUAAAAGAAAUUAAACAUAUCGUCAAAAUAAAAAGAUGAAGUAACGCUUGAAAA